Diversispora eburnea is the source of this 285-nucleotide messenger RNA. NCBI's taxonomy places the organism in Eukaryota, Fungi, Glomeromycota, Glomeromycetes, Diversisporales, Diversisporaceae. The record is from the annotation of a GenBank genome assembly.
AUGACAUAUUUAACGAUUAAAAUAAACAAACAUUAUAAUGAUCUGCAAAAAUAUCAAAAUAUAAUUAGAACUACUACCCAAUUUGUAACACCUGAGGUGCCCGAUAUUUAUGCAAAUUUUGCCACAAAAGAACCGGGAUACAAUAAUCUCGAAAACAAAUUCACGGAGAAAGAAAAGAAAAAGAAAAGCAUGGCACUUGUAUAUUUAUCACAAUUUCCAUUAUAUCCAGCCUAUGCAGAUCAGUUCCAAAGUCAAAUUGUUAUUCCGACCACUUGUAAACGCUGA